Sus scrofa (pig) is the source of this 6288-nucleotide messenger RNA. NCBI's taxonomy places the organism in Eukaryota, Metazoa, Chordata, Mammalia, Artiodactyla, Suidae. The record is from RefSeq and is a predicted model, not a curated record.
GGGAGGAUGUUGGGAGGAGCCAUUUAGACGCUCUCUGGAACCAGACUGUUUCCUUGGGACUCACAGACAGUUACCAGAAUUGAGCUGGGACAUUGGGCAGCUGACCUGGGCUUAGGGAGCCUCCAGGUCUCCUGAACUGACCCCAAGGUGGAGCCAAGCUGGCUCUGCUGGCAACACAGACCAGUUCUGAGGUCACACUGGAUGGCUGGUUUCAAGCCUGCCCUCUUUUCACGUGCAUGGGCUGAACCAUAGUGUUUUCAUUCAACGGACAUUUAUUGGGCAACAACACAGUGUUGGCAGACAUUGUGUUAGGCACUGGGGAGAUAGCAGGAAUCAAAAGAUAAACACCCCCCUGCUCGUGAAGGCUGCAUUCUAGUAGAGAGAAAUGAACAAUGACUAAAAUAAAUAAGUUAUAUGAAAUGUUAGAAGAUAAGAAGAAAGAUAAAAUAGGGUACGAGGGAGAACAGGAAGUGGAGGGCAGGGUUAGGGUGGCCUCAAUAAAAAGGUGAUGUUGAGCAGAAACUUGAAGGAUGUAAAAGUGGGUCAUGUAGGUUUCUAGGGGAAGAGCUGUCCAGGAAGAAAAAGCAUCAGGUGCAAAAGUCCUGAGGUAGGAGAAUGCCUGACAUAUGCAAGAAACCACCAGAGGUCAUGGGGUUGGAGUGGAGCAAGCAAGAGAGGGUGUGUGGGUCAGAGGGGUAACUACAUCUCAGAGAGCCUUGUGAACCACAGGGUGGACUCUGGCUUUACUCUAAAAUGGAAGAUUUUUGGAGGGUUUUAGGCAGUGGAGUGACAAGAUCUGGCUUACGUUUUAAUAGAAUCAGUUUAACUAUCAUGUUGAGUAGGCUACAAGUUGCCAAGGGUAGAAGUGAGGAGAAGAGUUAAGAGAUUAUUAGAAGCUGAUUUUCCAUCUAUUUCAGAGUAAAGGUCAGAGUUCCUGGAAGAAACUUGUGACUUGAGCCACAGUAUAGCCAGCCAGUGGAGAUGGUGAGAAGUGGUUGAUUCUGGAUAGACACUGAAAAUGGAAUUUUCAAAUCCAUCAUUGGGGUACUCAGGCGGUCUGGCCAGGAGCACAUUUAUCAGCUGUGAGGAGUGGCUAUGAGGGGUGUUCCCUCUCUACUCAAAAGUGAUAAAGAAAGAAGAGGCAGGAUUCUUGUUGGCAUAACCACCUCGCCUUUCUUCCUUUGUCCUUCCCAUAAAUUGAGGGCCUAUUCUGUGCCAGGCACUUUGCUAGGUUACACUAGUGAAUGUGAAUGAACAGGCUCACUGUCAUCGUGGAGCAAACAGUCUACAAAGGGAGUCAUACAAAUAAAUGAAAACAACCCAUCUGACGUGCUAAGUGUUGAAAUUAGUAUGUCUGCUCUAGUCAGGAAGUGCUGGGGAAAAGACACUUUGAGCUGGAUCUGAAUAAAUGUGGAUCAGUCAGACAAAGGGAGGAGAAGGGAGGGGAAGAGUGUUUUGGGCCAUGGGAAUGGCAUGUAUGGAGGUUCUGAAGGGAGGGGGAGCAGGGCAUGGAGGAGGAACUGAGAGAACGCCAAUAUGAGUAAAAUGCAGAGAGCUUGAGAAACGUGGGCAAGAUGCAGCUGGAGAACUGGAUGGGGUCAGACCAUGCCGAGCGUGAAGGCCAUGUUCAGAUUUUGAAUGUAUCCUGAAAUGAAUGGGAAGCCACUAGAGGCCUUCAAGGAGGGGAAUGACAUGGUCAAAUAUACUUGUUGAAAAGCCCACUACACUGCUUCGUGGAGAAUGAAUUACGAGAGUGGAGUAAGAACAGUGUGGAUGACCAAUUAUAAGACAAAUGCCGAGGCUCAGGAAAACUGCCAAGGAUGCAGAAGGAAAUGAAGAUGGUCAAAGAUGAGGAUGUGCAUUUCAGUUUGGGUGUGAAGGCGGCCCCCUCCUUUCCCCACGGCCUGCAGCCGGUGGUUUCCCGGGGGAAAGCUCCCGCCCGACACCCCUUCCCGGAAGCUCUCCGGGGGCCAUUUUCCCAGUUCCGGUACGAGCCUCCUCCUGGAGACCUAGACGGAUUCCCGGGGGUCUUUGAAGGAGGAGGGUCUCGCAAACGCAAGAGCAUGCCCACCAAGAUGCCCUACAGCCACCCCGCGGAAGAAGCCGCUCUGGCCCUGCACCCGGAGGGGAGCAAGCACCCGGGCCGCCCCGACCUGCCCCUGCUCUUCCCGCAGCCCCCACGCCCCAAGUACGACUCGCGGAUGAUCGACCUGUGCAACGUGGGCUUCCAGUUCUACCGCAGCCUGGAGCACCUGGGCAGCAAGGCCGUCAAGCAGGAGCCGGUGAAGCCGAGCGCCCUGUGGCCCCCGCCGACGCCCCCUCCGUUCCUGCCCACGCCCUACCCCUACUACCCCAAGGUCCCCCCGGGCCUCAUGUUCCCCUUCUUCGUGCCCUCGGCCUCGCCCUUCCCUUUCAGCCGCCACACGUUCCUGCCCAAGCAGCCCCCGGAACCGCCGCAGGCCCGCAAAGCCGAGCCGCGGGAGAGCGAGGAGACCAAGCAGAAGGUGGAGAGGGUGGACGUGAACGUGCAGAUCGACGACAGCUACUACGUAGACGUGGGCGGCGCGCAGAAGCGCUGGCAGUGCCCCACCUGCGAGAAGUCCUACACCUCCAAGUACAACCUGGUGACCCACAUCCUGGGCCACAGCGGCAUCAAGCCGCACGCCUGCAGCCGCUGCGGGAAGCUCUUCAAGCAGCUCAGCCACCUGCACACUCACAUGCUGACCCACCAGGGCACGCGGCCCCACAAGUGCCAGGUGUGUCACAAGGCCUUCACCCAAACCAGCCACCUGAAGCGCCACAUGAUGCAGCACAGUGAGGUGAAGCCACACAACUGCCGCGUGUGCGGCCGGGGCUUCGCCUACCCCAGCGAGCUCAAGGCCCACGAGGCCAAGCACGCGAGCGGGCGGGAGAACAUCUGUGUGGAGUGCGGCCUCGACUUCCCCACCCUGGCCCAGCUGAAGAGGCACCUCACCACGCACCGGGGCCCCAUCCAGUACAGCUGCUCCGAGUGCGACAAGACCUUCCAGUACCCGAGCCAGCUGCAGAACCACAUGAUGAAGCACAAGGACAUCCGGCCCUACAUCUGCUCCGAGUGCGGCAUGGAGUUCGUCCAGCCCCACCACCUCAAGCAGCACUCCCUCACCCACAAGGGCGUGAAGGAGCACAAAUGUGGGAUCUGCGGGCGGGAGUUCACCCUGCUGGCCAACAUGAAGAGACACGUGCUGAUCCACACCAACAUCCGCGCCUACCAGUGUCACCUCUGCUACAAGAGUUUUGUGCAGAAACAGACCCUCAAGGCGCACAUGAUCGUCCACUCGGACGUGAAGCCCUUCAAAUGCAAGCUGUGUGGGAAGGAGUUCAACCGGAUGCACAACUUAAUGGGCCACAUGCACCUGCACUCUGACAGCAAACCCUUCAAGUGCCUCUACUGCCCCAGCAAGUUCACCCUGAAGGGGAACCUGACACGCCACAUGAAAGUGAAGCACGGGGUCAUGGAGCGGGGCCUCCAGUCACAAGGUUUUGGAAGGGGGAGACUUUCCCUGGCGCAGACGGCGGGGGGCCUGAGGAGCCUGGAGCAGGAGGAGCCCUUCGAUCUGUCCCAGAAGCGCGGGGCCAAGGGCCCGGCCUCCCAGUCGGACGGGGAGAGCGCCAGGGGCAGCUCCUGCCACGAGGAGGAAGACGACGACCACUGCUACGAGGCGGAGCGGGACAGCCCGGGCCUCGGUCCCUGCAGCCCGCCGCUCUGCGCGCCCCAGGACCUGUCCGCCAAGCCCGCGCCGGGCCCCAGGGAGGAGGCGCAGGCGGAGGAGGACGCGCCGCAGGGGGACCGCCAGCUGCAGAGCCGGGACAGCCCUGGGCCGGAGCGCGGCCAGGACAGAGAGUUGGCCGGCAGAGACGAGUGUCCUGGCUUCCGGGCCCUGCAGAGCGCGCGGCGGGGCCCCUCCUUUUCUGAUUACCUGUACUUCAAGCACAGAGACGAGAGUUUGAAAGAAUUACUGGAGAGGAAAAUGGAAAAACAAGCAGUGCUUUUAGGGAUCUAAGUGGACGGUUUCAAAAUUACACUUGGAAAAUAAGAACUAGGUGGUGCAAAUACAGCUUUCCGCAUGAGCUCGUUUUUGCUGGAGAUGGGAGAAGGGCAGGAAUCUUUACAAAUGGCUCAGGCUAAAGGAGCAGGGACGUCCUCAGUCGUGUAAAUGCUUCUCAGGUCAUUAAUUGGGCCCUUGAUUUUUAGCACACGUGCAGGGUCUCCUUCAGUGUUAUUUCACAGAUCUCUAGUGUAGUAAACUGUGCUGUUCUUCCGGACAUCAUAAACUGAUGCUGAGGUGCUUUUAGAAAUUCCAUUUUCUAUUGACUAAUAGGCAAUACAUGGUAAAUUCCUUUCUAGUUGCAAAAAUAUGGUGCUUGACACAUCACCUUAUUAAUGACUCUUCAGUUGAAUGUGUGAAAGCUAUAAUAUUUUUCCAGAUAGAUGAAAAUAUUAGUAGUUGUGCAUAGUAUAAAAACUGCUUUAUUAAAUAAUCAAAACAUAACAGAAAUGACACAGGAGGGUGAGUUAUGGAAGAGAAGGUUCUCAUGUAGUUGCUGCAGAUAUACAAUUUCAGGAGAAUGUGAAUCAUUGUGAUGAAGGAAAAAUCAGCAAUACUUAGAUUCCUGCCUGAGUCUGCCUUGUUCCGCUUCUGCUGCCUUCAUCAGACACGGCAUUUGGAGCACAUUUUCAGGUGGCCUGACAGUGCUCAGUGACUGCAAGUUCACCCUUGUGUCCUGAGCAGAGCUGCCUCCUGGAGACCUUGCUCCAAGGCUUCGUGCCCCGUAAAGCAGCUUCAGGAAGAGUUGUAACCCCAGGAACAGUGGGUUUCUCCUCAGUGCUGGAGCUGGGAGUUCUCCCUGAAAUCUAAGCUCUAACCUGUUUGGAGUAGAGCUCUCCAGCUCUACUCCAGCUCUUAGGAUCCUGCUACAUAUUCAUUCUUCCAGCAGCCAGGUGUUGAAGACCUGCAGAUUUCCAGUUUGUUCUCCGUGCACUGAGCUGGAAUAGGAACUAGGAAAUCUGGAAUAGCAAGCUCUAAGUGUUUCCACCCAAAACGAAUCAUGUGGAAAUGUUUGAGGAACAAGUUAAUGUCGGGAUGGAGAGAGCAUGGUCUAGAAUGGUGGUUUCCACACUAUGCGUUGAGAAGCCAGAGGUCCCUCUUAGGCCGUCUGGAGCUGCAAGGGGAGGAGCAAUUCCUAGCCGUCGUUACCACCUCACUCAAAGCGGCUCAGAUUCCAUCUGUUUUACAUGUUAGCCUUCCAAGUAAAAUUCCCCUUGGAGGAAGAAAAAAGGGUCUAGAAAAAGUAAUAAAAAUUGUCAUGGAAUGUAUUCUAAAGCCUGUUUUUAGUUCUUGACUCUGGGAUUGAGAAAAUCAGUUAUAAGUGGAUGGUUCACAUGCACUGACCUUUUGAGAGCCAAGCUAAAACCUUGGUUUUGCAAGUGAUCAGCAUCCUAGUUUGCCUGGGACAACCUGGGUUUAUACCUGUUGUCCCUAGGUGGUUACUAAGAGUGUCACCUUAACGCUUAAAAGUGUUCCAGUCUGGGUGGUAAAUUAUAUGGACACCCUGUGUAUAAGUGCAGUGCUCAAGGAAGGCAUGGCCAGCCUUGCCCAAGGAGCAAAUUUUCCAGCGUGCAAGCCUGAGAGAGCAGCCUUGAGGCCAUCCUCAACAAGUAAGAGAUGACGCCAACCAGGAUCAUCAGCACCCCAAGGGCCAGGAUAGCUUGACCUUCAGCACAUUGCAACACUCUGAACACAGGUCACUACCAAAUGCUUUCCAGGCUUUUGACCACUCUCUUUGAACCAACCAACCCAGCCAAGCGGCAUAUUUCUCUUUUAACCUUUUUAUUCAGGUAGCGCCCUCUUGUUGCCUUUCAACUCAUUCUCUCUUUUUAAGAAUUUGACUGCCCACCGGCUGUGAGACUGAGGCUGACCUUCCACAGCUCUGCAAGGGUAACUGGUAUAUUUGUAUAUGAGUAGUUGCAUGAAACAGCCCAAUGUGCAUACUGUAUUUAUUAAGCCCUGAAGGCAUUUAAUAAAAUAUUAACAUCGUGUUUUGAAUUAUGAUCUUUGUCUGCUUUGCUGGAACAAAAUGUAACAGAGCUAACAUUUAAAAUCCUUCACAUAUUUGGACAAUAUGACACCAAAUGUUGAUUUUGUACAGAAUCCUGCCUUGCUAUUUAAAACUAAAAUUCCAAAUAUGUAGCAACCCAAGUUGUGAAUAUUGCUUUCUGCUUCAAUGAGAAAGUAGUUUACCUAAAAA